CACAGAAAUUGGCACCUCCAGAAAUCCUCUCCCCUUUCCGUCUCUGUUGAUCCGAACCAAACGAGCCCGAAGCAAGCGGAGCGGCGAGCGUCGGCGGCGGAGGAAGGAAGGAAGAGAUGUCGUCGGCGGCGGCGGCGGGGGCGGGGGCGGGGGAGGAGACGGUGCGGGCGUCGCACAUCCUGAUCAAGCACGAGGGCUCCCGCCGCAAGUCCUCCUGGAAGGACCCCGAGGGCCGGGUCAUCUCCGCCACCACGCGUGCCGACGCCGCGGCCCGCCUCGGGGGUCUCCGCGACCAGAUCCUCGCUGGCGGCGCCUCCUUCGCCGACAUCGCCGCGCAGCACUCCGACUGCUCCUCCGCCCGCCGCGGGGGCGACCUAGGUACCUUUGGCAGGAGGCAGAUGCAGAAGCCCUUUGAAGACGCCACAUAUGCUCUCAAGGUAGGCGAGAUCAGUGACAUCAUUGACACCGAAAGCGGGGUCCACAUCAUCCUGCGUACGGCUUAAAUGAGAAGUGUAUGCCAUCACAACGAUGACUUUUUUCUUCUUCCAGGGCUUGUGCCUCGUCUCUCUGGCAGCCUGAAACUUGAACGAAGAAAUGUCUUGUAUCGUCCCACUUUUGCUACACCCAUUUGAGCUUGUUGCAUACAUACAUCAAUGGUCAAUGUUUGAGCUUUUCAUGUCUGGUUGGUCAGGAAAUUCUCCUUUUUUGUUUCCCUCAUUGCAUUUAUGAUAUAACAUUUCCAAACAA
This is a messenger RNA of Brachypodium distachyon (stiff brome), 747 nucleotides long. Its product is annotated as peptidyl-prolyl cis-trans isomerase Pin1. Gene Ontology annotation, molecular function: peptidyl-prolyl cis-trans isomerase activity. Lineage: Eukaryota; Viridiplantae; Streptophyta; Magnoliopsida; Poales; Poaceae. The coding region runs from base 117 to 503 and encodes 128 amino acids. The transcript is spliced from 2 exons. Gene Ontology annotation, cellular component: nucleus; cytosol. The record is from RefSeq and is a predicted model, not a curated record.